AUGACGUUUAGAGCUUGUGAGGAGGCUUUGGGUGUUUUUCAACUUCUCCUCAUAUCGGAAGAAGAUGAUGGGAAAGUGAUUGAACUAUUGUCUAAACCCGAAUGCAUGAAGUCAAUGGCUAUUAUUCUUCAAAGAGGAAGUAAAGAUGCUAGGGUUUACACGAUAUCAAUAUUUAAAAAGCUAGCAGAAAACUCAAAUUUCAACUGGAAUGUUAUUGUAAACGAUCAAGGUAUUAGUAUGUUCAAAUCCAUAUUGGAGCUUGCAUCGGAUGAGAUUUCAACAAAGGCAAGUUCAUCUGCUUUGCAAGUCUUGAUAAAGAUCUUAGAUUCAUCAAAGAAAAGCCGAUCAAAAGCCAUAGAAGCUGGUGCCAUGUGUACCCUAAUAGAGCUCCUACCAGACUCUAAUCGAUCCAAGUGUGAGAAAAUAUUGCAAAUAAUCAAACUAUUGUGUGAAUGCGCGGAUGGAAGGGUGGCAUUCAUUGAACACCGUCUUGGCAUUGGUGCAAUAUCAAAGAAACUGUUCAAUAUAUCGGAGAUGGCUUCAAAGAUUUGCGUGAAGAUCUUCUCGUUGAUAUGCAGUUUUCAUCCAACUGAGAAGGUUUUGGAGGAGAUGAUGAUCUAUGGAGCAGUGAAGAAGCUCGUGGUGAUGUUGCAUAUGAGCGGACCAUCGGCGACCAGAAACAAAGUGUUGGAUAUGCUCAAAAAGCACGGUAGCUUUUGGAGUCGAUACCCUUGUUUUCCUGGAGAAUUGAAGGAAUAUUUGGGUUUAGAUAAUCGUCGUUAG
Molecule: messenger RNA, 783 nt
Organism: Lactuca virosa
Lineage: Eukaryota; Viridiplantae; Streptophyta; Magnoliopsida; Asterales; Asteraceae
Source: the annotation of a GenBank genome assembly